CGGAUGCAUCUGUGGUCUGAAAGAACAAGGCUGUGGGAAGAUAAUUCUGAUUACAACACGAUGAGCGAUUCUCAACCAAGUUUAAAUAGCUAUGUGGGUAAACGAGAAAACUAUCUUAGUUGGGAAGAGUAUUUUAUGGCUGUAGCGCAUAUUGCUGCAUUACGAAGUAAAGAUCCAGUUACGCAGGUAGGUGCUGUAAUCGUGAAUCAGGAUAAACGAAUUGUCGGUGUUGGGUACAAUGGAAUGCCUAACGGUUGCUCGGAUAAUCUUUUGCCAUGGAAGAAAGGUUCAGAUUUUUUAGAAAAUAAAAGUGCAUAUGUGUGCCAUGCAGAAAUGAACGCUAUAUUAAACAAGAUAUUUUAUUCAACAAAAGGCUCAACAAUAUACACUGUUUUGUUCCCUUGCAAUGAAUGCGCAAAAUUAAUUAUUCAAGCUGGAAUUAGUGAAGUAGUAUAUCAAAACGAGCGACCUCAGAAAGUGCAAACGAUUGCUUCAAAAAAAAUGUUCGAUAUGGCAGGGGUUGGUUGUAUUCAUAUUCAGCAGCUUAGGACGAUAUAUAUUUUUUAUACAUCACUCAUUUUAUUUCUUAUAAUGUAA
Molecule: messenger RNA, 597 nt
Organism: Thelazia callipaeda (thelaziosis nematode)
Lineage: Eukaryota; Metazoa; Nematoda; Chromadorea; Rhabditida; Thelaziidae
Source: the annotation of a GenBank genome assembly